UCUAACAAGAAACUAAGAGAUACAGAGGAGAGAAGAGAAAGGAAAGACGACAUCAUAAGAUAGCAUAGCAUGGCAAAAUCAUCAUAUCUCGCCUAUUUAUUUGUGGCGAUCCUUCUUUUCUCAGGUUUGUGUUGCUCGUUCUUACAUAUAUAGGAGGAGCGUUGCUCAGAUUCUAUUGAUCGCUCAUAUAGAAGGAUCAUCUUUUCCAUCUCUUCACAUUCUCAAUUUACUGGUACGGGUUUGAAUCUUCACAAAAUCAUUUAAAUUUUCUCUUUCAUUUCUAGGUUCCUUAGUUGUGUUUUAUUUUGCCUUCUUAAAAGUUAGGUACCAUUCAUUUUCCUUUUUUUCCCCCUUCCUUGUAGGUUAGGUACCAUUUUAUUUUACUCUUCAAUUCAUUUUCAAAUAAUAAGUUAAAAAAAAAAUACAAAAUCACACACAGCUUGAAUAGUCAAAAGCAUUUCUCUUUGAUUUUAAUCUUUCAAAAAUUUAUAUUUUACUUUCAUUUCAGGUAGUUGCCAAUGUUGAGAUUUAAUUUUCAGAAAACUAAAUUCACAUCCGUUCUUCUAAAUUUGACAAGUUCGACUUUAGAUAUUCUUAAAAAGUGAUGUUUCUUCUCCUAACUUGUAAAAAAGUAAAGACUACAACACUCACACACAUUGUUUAAUUUUUUUUAUGAUAUUUUGUCAAUUAAUUUUGCAAAUCAACUCAUAUUUAAACUCUUGAUUUUCUCUCCCGCAAUGCAUUUAUCCAAUCAAUCAAAAUUUUCAAACAAUUUCAUUAAUUCCACCCAUCAGUUCACAUUGUAUAAUUGGUAUAGAAUCACAAUUUUUACUCAAUCAUUUAGAUAUUAAUUUUUUUAUCAUAAAAAUAAAAUUGUUCCGUUUUUUUGUUUUUAUCACAAGCUGUAGCGUACGUAUAAACGGUUCCUAGUUAUCGUGCUAAUGACAAAUUAUAUCUUUAUACCCGUUAUCAUAAAAUCAUUUUCGGCUCCACUCUUGAAAUCUUGGGUAUGACACUUUCCCUAUUCAAACACGAAACUCAUAAAAAGCGUGAAAGUCCAUUGGAUUCAGUAACCUCCUCUACUUGUUUUUGGGUUCCUUUUGAAUUGAAACAUGAUGAUUUGAUUUAGAACCCUCCUUCAUUAGUUGCAUUUUGUUAUUAAUUUGUUUGUGCUGUAUUUCCCCCCCAAGGUGCAGCUUUAAUGCCGGUUGGGAAAGGGGAAGCACCUCCACCUCCAAAACCCUGCGGUGAACAGUUGUAUCCUGCAAAUUGCGUACCAAAUGAUUGUGACCAGAAAUGCAAAGCAAUCAACAUCGGGCAGGUUGGGGUAUGCAUCCCAAUCCCCCGCUCCUAUGCUUGUUGGUGCCUUCACCAAUGCAAACAUUAAUUAUUAGUUAAUUAAAAAAAUAAUAUUUGUCAUUAAAUAAAUUAUUGUUACUCUGUGAUACUCCACAAAGCUAUAUCCUUAAAUCUGUAAUAGUUUAUGGUACGCAAUAGAGGCAUUUGGUCUUUUGGUUUAAUUCAUGAUUUUGCUUGCUUUGCUUACUUACUCACUCCCCUAAAACCUAAAACUACCAAGUACCAACUCGGUUAAUUCUGUUUGAGCUCGUGGUUGCGAGAGGGAGAAAACAUUUUGAUCAUGUUUGUGGGAGAGAGAAAAAAAACUGGUUGCGAGAGGGAGAAAACAUUUUGAUCAUGUUUGUGGGAGAGAGAAAAAAAACGUGUAUUUAUAGUUAGGGGUGAAAACGUAGGCGGUUAAUUAGUGGUUUGGUAUAUUGAAAGUUUGUCCUCAAUGAACCUUUUUUCCUUUUUCUCCAAAGGAAAUCUCCUUUAGGAAUAUUGUUUCGAAGACAGGAAUUAAAAGGAAAUAAAAAUCUAUAGUUUUUUUUAGAAUAAAAUCUGCAGUAUUUAAACCAAAGGCAUGCUUGGAAACAAAUUUUCAUUUACCUUAACUUGAGAGUUGUUGUAUCCAAAAUCAUGAGCAUAUUGGAUAGUCUUUGUAAAUAUAUAAACCUUAAAAUGAGUUUUAUAUCCACAUAAAUUGGAUUUGAGCAUUUUCCAAUUAUAAAUAAGAAAAUAGAGAGCAGAAUGACCAAGUUUUUUCUAACAUUUUGGUUUAUAUUCGUCCUUCUUCUUUCAGGUGGAAGAAUAAUGUCAAUUAAGAAAGCGGGAGCAGACAAAACUUGUGCCGACCUAUUGUACGGUUCAGGAUGCACGCCGGACGAUUGCUACCAGAAAUGUGUGGACCACGGCGGCAUCGGCCAUAUCGGAGUAUGCCUGCCAAAGAAAGAUUCCGACGACAGUUAUUGUCUAUGCCUUUACAGUUGUUGAUUUUCAUUUUAAUGGGGCGAUUAUUAUUACUAGUUAAUUAGCUCGUGUUUCACCACGAGUUCUGAUACUCGUAGAUUCAAUAAAUAAUAUAGUACAUUGUGACAUCCUCAUCCAAUAAUAUAUUGUAGAGUUUUGU
This is a messenger RNA of Linum trigynum, 2467 nucleotides long. Lineage: Eukaryota; Viridiplantae; Streptophyta; Magnoliopsida; Malpighiales; Linaceae. The record is from the annotation of a GenBank genome assembly.